UGUGAUACAGUACGUUGUGGGCAGCCUCAUCAGAAAAGUACGAGUACUUCUUACCAACCUAUUGGAGCGGGUUGGCGUGAUUACUACACCCAGUUAUUACACCCUCUUCAUCACGCCGUACUCUCUGUCGARCUUAGCACCGAACGAUGUCAACCGAACCGGGCAACGAUCCAUCGAUGACGCCGGCACCACCAUCCACUACGUAUUACAUUCGUCACUGCGAUCCAAAUUCGACCGGAGAAGGCCUUGGAUCUCAUGCACGCAGGACCCUGUAUCCGUUGCUGCAGGUCGCCCUGCAUUUCGGUUGGACGGUGAUCUGGGAAUACGAUCAACAACCCUGUUGGAAGAACAACGAAUACCGAGAAUACUACAGCCAAGAAUGCAUGGAAUUGGGACCCUGGCUUGGAUUCGACACGAAASUUUCCGACCUUGACCGCGAUCGCACCAUCAACGUGCCCCUGCACAUAGACGGCGACGACGCCAGGUUUGGAAAUCUUCGGGGAGCUCCCGAACUGAUCAACUUUUGUCUGGAGGAGUUCAUUCGACAGCACGGCAUGGACCACUUUGUGGGUCGCCAGGAUCGGAACAGGGAUUAUCCGUUUGUCCUGGUUACUUUGUACGGAAGGUUUCAUCACCAGGACGACCCAUCCCCUCCCGUUCUUCAAUGGAUGCACAGGCGAUGUCGGCAGUGGAAGGACAUCGUACACCAACGACAACACGAAUCGUUGCUGCUCGAGAGGAGUAGCAUYGACGACGAYGRUGAUGMAAACGACAGGAACUGCAGCAGCAACCAUCAUGUGAUAAACACAACAAAMAUGACAAGAGUAUCCGACGAAUGUAGUAUCACAACGUUCGUUCCUCUAAACAUCGUGGUGCACGUUCGUGUUCCCGAAGACAUCUGUACCCAGGAGUGGAAGGAUGCCAAUUCCGUGUCUCACGUUCUMRCGGCACUCGAACAAUUCCUUCGCCAGUGGAACAAUAUCAGACACGAACAACAACAAAAAUCCAAAAAGAGUGGUUUGGAAGUCGUGGAGAAGUAUACAACCAAAUUACAGCUCGAUGUUUACACCGAAGAAUCUUUUACCCAAGCCAAAGAAGACGAAUUCACAGCAGCUCUUUCAGAGAUGCGUCUUCUUGAUCACAACGGCAACGACGAUAGCGCAGACCCAACCGCUUCUCCUGCCAUCAUUUCGCAGCUUCGAUUCCAUCGCCAAACACCCUUGCUGCCGUGCGUACAAUCUAUGGCGGUUUCGGACGUCUUCYUUCCGGCAUCCUCGUACUUGUCUUCGAUGGCCGCCUUUUUCCACACGUCUCUGAUCGUCCUGCCMAACGAAUCCACGCGRCACGAUCCGUAUUUCGCCACACACCUCAAGUAUCGACGAAAAUACCACYGCAAGGGUGUUUUGUCACGAGUCGAUGUUGAUACCGAAACUAGCGAUGCUUCGAUCUGUUCUGCAAAUACCAGCGGUGGUAACGAAUCGUCAACCUCAACAACAGCAUCCUCUUCUYAUGUUUGUCCAAUUGUCCGAGUGGAAGAGGAGGAGGAAUUGAAAGAAGCAACUCUCAGGCUAUGGCAGGGUAAGACAAGAUAAGAGUGACCAAGCAGAGACAGACAGCGUUCUUGAAACUUCACUGAUUGUCGAAUGUAGUUAAUCGUCAUAGCACUUGGUAGUUCUACUAGUCAUACCAGAGGAUAGUUAUAGCAAGUAGCUGGAAAAAGAAUUGGUAUACAUAGUAAUGCACAUGUMCUGUUAAGUUUUAAAAGAACAGAAUGGUGCACUGAUGGUACUACUAAUAGGUACAAGUAAAAGUGAGGAGUGUAU
This is a messenger RNA of Pseudo-nitzschia multistriata, 1823 nucleotides long. The record is from the annotation of a GenBank genome assembly. Lineage: Eukaryota; Bacillariophyta; Bacillariophyceae; Bacillariales; Bacillariaceae.